AUGAGUGUGUGGUGCCUUAUGGGCAUUCUGGGUACAUUUGUAGGAAUAACUGGAUAAAAUUACCAAAGGAUAGGUUGUGAAGAGGCUGAAGACAAAUCUUCCAGGAGCAUCUUCAUUUAAGGUUAGAAUGAGACAGGAGACCCAAAGAGAGCAGGAGUGUGUUGCUGCUGUUCUGCUUUGCGUCCUCGCUACAAACGCCUGGUGGAUAACAUCUUUCCUGAAGAUCCAAAAGUAAUUUGAUCUACAUCUACUGAUCCUUCUCUUUGCUGACCCCUUCUGCCCCCUGCUGAUCUCCUUAAGGAUGGCCUUGUUAAAGCUGAUAUGGAAAAAUUGACCUUUUAUGCAGUAUCUGCUCCAGAGAAGCUGGAUCGAAUAGGUUCUUACCUGGCAGAAAGGCUGAGCAGGGAUGUUGUCAGACAUCGUUCUGGGUAUGUGCUAAUUGCUAUGGAGGCCCUGGACCAACUUCUUAUGGCCUGCCAUUCUCAAAGCAUCAAGCCCUUCGUAGAAAGCUUUCUUCAUAUGGUGGCAAAGCUGCUGGAAUCAGGGGAACCAAAGCUUCAAGUUCUUGGAACAAAUUCUUUUGUCAAAUUUGCAAAUAUUGAAGAAGAUACACCGUCUUAUCACAGACGUUAUGACUUUUUUGUGUCUCGAUUCAGUGCCAUGUGUCAUUCCUGUCAUAGUGAUCCAGAAAUACGAACAGAAAUUCGAAUUGCUGGAAUAAGAGGUAUUCAGGGUGUGGUUCGCAAAACAGUUAAUGAUGAACUUCGGGCUACAAUUUGGGAACCUCAGCAUAUGGAUAAGAUUGUCCCAUCUCUUCUUUUUAACAUGCAAAAGAUAGAAGAAGUUGACAGUCGCAUAGGCCCUCCUUCUUCUCCUUCUGCAACUGACAAAGAAGAGAAUCCUGCUAUGCUGGCUGAGAACUGUUUCAGAGAGCUGUUGGGUCGAGCCACUUUUGGGAAUAUGAACAAUGCUGUUAGACCAGUUUUUGCGCAUUUAGAUCAUCACAAACUGUGGGAUCCUAAUGAAUUUGCAGUUCACUGCUUUAAAAUUAUAAUGUAUUCUAUUCAGGCUCAGUAUUCUCACCAUGUGAUCCAGGAAAUUCUAGGACAUCUUGAUGCUUGUAAGAAAGAUUCUCCACGUGUUCGAGCAGGUAUUAUUCAGGUUCUGUUAGAGGCUGUCGCCAUUGCUGCUAAAGGUUCCAUAGGGCCGACAGUGCUGGAAGUCUUUAAUACCCUAUUGAAACAUCUGCGUCUUAGUGUUGAAUUUGAAGCAAAUGAUUUGCAAGGGGGAUCAGUAGGCAGUGUCACCUUAAAUGCAAGUUCUAAGGACAAUGAUGAGAAGAUUGUGCAGAAUGCCAUCAUCCAAACAAUAGGAUUUUUUGGAAGUAACCUACCAGAUUAUCAGAGGUCAGAAAUCAUGAUGUUCAUUAUGGGGAAAGUUCCUGUGUUUGGAACGUCCACUCAUACUUUGGAUAUCAGUCAACUAGGGGAUUUGGGAACCAGACGAAUUCAGAUAAUGUUGCUGAGAUCUUUGCUUAUGGUAACCUCUGGUUACAAAGCCAAGACGAUUGUUACUGCACUGCCAGGGUCUUUUCUGGAUCCUUUGUUAUCACCAUCUCUCAUGGAAGAUUAUGAACUGAGGCAGUUAGUCUUGGAAGUAAUGCACAAUCUCAUGGAUCGCCAUGACAAUAGGGCAAAGCUUCGAGGGAUCAGAAUAAUACCAGAUGUAGCUGACCUAAAGAUAAAAAGAGAAAAAAUUUGUAGACAAGACACAAGUUUCAUGAAAAAGAAUGGACAGCAGCUAUAUAGGCACAUAUACUUAGGCUGUAAGGAGGAAGACAAUGUCCAGAAAAACUAUGAGCUACUUUAUACUUCUCUUGCUCUUAUCACUAUUGAAUUGGCCAAUGAAGAAGUGGUUAUUGAUCUCAUUCGAUUGGCCAUUGCUCUACAGGAUAGUGCAAUUAUCAACGAAGAUAAUUUGCCCAUGUUUCAUCGUUGCGGGAUCAUGGCACUGGUUGCAGCAUAUCUCAACUUUGUAAGUCAGAUGAUAGCUGUUCCUGCAUUUUGCCAGCAUGUUAGCAAGGUUAUUGAAAUUCGAACUAUGGAAGCCCCUUAUUUUCUACCAGAGCAUAUUUUCAGAGAUAAGUGCCUACUUCCAAAAUCUUUAGAGAAGCAUGACAAAAAUCUGUACUUUCUGACCAAUAAGAUUGCAGAGUCACUAGGUGGAAGUGGAUAUAGUGUUGAGAGGUUGUCAGUACCAUAUGUACCCCAAGUAACAGAUGAAGAUCGUCUUUCUAGAAGAAAAAGUAUUGUGGAUACCGUGUCUAUUCAGGUGGAUAUUUUACCCAAUACCAUUCCUUCUGAUGAUGUGGUUAGUAACACUGAAGAAAUUACCUUUGAAACAUUGAAGAAAGCAAUUGAUACCAAUGGAAUGGAAGAACAGGAAAAGGAAAAGAGACGUCUUGUGAUAGAGAAAUUCCAGAAAGCACCUUUUGAAGAAAUAGCAGCACAGUGUGAAUCCAAAGCAAAUUUGCUUCAUGAUAGACUUGCUCAAAUACUGGAACUCACCAUACGUCCUCCUCCCAGUCCAUCAGGAACACUGACCAUUACUUCUGGACAUGCCCAAUACCAAUCUGUCCCAGUCUAUGAGAUGAAGUUUCCAGAUUUGUGUGUGUACUGAGUGGCUCACGAAGAUCUCAGCAUAGGAUUUUAAAGCCUAAAAAUCAAAGCCAAGCUGAGUUUUCAGAAUUUACUUAAUGCAUAUUGACAUACUUCUUGAAAAUGAUGAGGGAACUUAUCUUUAACAAAAUGCUUGGCAUAUCAUAUUAGAAGUUUGGGAACUAUAUGAUUUAUAGUACUUUUAAAGAUAGAUUCAUGCCAUGUUAUUUUGUUUUGAGGUUUCUGUUGGCUUGUAAAUUUGAACAUGUGUUUGUCUCACAUUAUUCCAUUGUUAAAACAGUAUAUUUUAAACCUUUCAAAACAUGUAAUUUUUUUAAAAAAGGAUUAAAAAUGUAUGAAAUGUUUACUGUAUUUCUUAAAUGUCUACACAACUUCUCAGAAAUAGAAUUGCUUUUAUUUUUGAUUAUCUGCAAAAGUAAAAAUAUUCCUAAUCCUGGGGUUGCAAAACUGUCAUGUGGCUUUCCGUCCCCAUGCUUAAGAAGUUUUGAUAAGCCUCCCUCCAGUCCUCUACUGUAAUAAUGUGCACUAGAUAUUCUUCAGUGUGUUCACAAUGACAAGACAUCUGUUAAUAGUAUUCCUAGAUUAUGACCCUGAGUCGCCAUACUUUACAAUGUCUGUUCUUGCAAUACUGUGUUUUCUGCCAAGAGUGUGACCCCUUGAAAGGCUUAGAGCUUACUCUUGCAGUACCGAAUUGUGCAAUAUUUUUUACAUCCUAAGAUGUAUUAGUUUACAGGCUGUGCUUUGAAAUUAUAGUAGUAUUUUGCUGUGGCUACAUUAAUUAAAUAAAAUAUAUAUUUAGUAUAGAAAAGACAGACAUUUAAAACAGCUACUAGUUCACCUGUGAGGAGUCUGUACAUUUCAAUUUCUAUUAAGAGCACAUUAAUUUAGAUUUUUAUAUGGUGCAUUGUUUUAAAUCUUCAUAGUCAAAAAAUUCUUCAGAUGGACUAAAUUAAUUUUUAAGAAUUGAACCAAAACUUGUGUGUAUCUCUGUUUAGGAUUAGUUACGUUACAUUCAAAAAGAGUGUCUGUUUUAAUAAUCAAGUGUGCUAAGGUUUGUCAAUGAAAGCUGCUUUUGAUUUCAGCUGCCCAGGUCAUAGGGACACUCUGCCUUGUGGAUUUUAGUGGAUUCUAUCACAUGAUAAAAAUGAACAACUUUCUUUGCAAUUCUUAGAAAAUUCUUUUAGGGCAUUUCUAUAAAAUCACCAGCUUUAUAGUUCUGCCUUUUCAGAUUCAGUUUCUUUUUACAUAAAAUAAUAUACAUAUCAAAAAUUGUAGCUCAAAAACAAUUCAGGUUUGACUUUUGUUUGAAAAGUUACAGUGAAGGAUUGGAUGUUUUGACUUGUGUUUAUGGUUAUUAGGGCACCUUUCAUAGAAACAGAAAAAGUUUAGGAAACUUUUUACUGAACUUGCACAUUCAGUAAACCAAAGUGCAUCAUCUUGAAAAAAAUGUAAUCAUAUGUACUUAGACAUCCUGGGCUAUUGAUUAAUGUAGAUAAACUAGACCUUGUUUUCAACAGUACAUCACCCCUGGAGGACCACAUGGCUCUGUUGCAGUUGUCACUGUAGCUUUCCCUCUUACAAGGUAAAAUGUGUCACUAGAUAGUAUGCCAAGUGUUGUGUUUUUAUUUUCCUUCUUUUUAAAGAAAUAUAUUAAUUUUUGACUGUGCAUAUAAAAUCUAAGCAGGAGGACAUGCAAAAACAAUCAUCAUCCACUUGGAUGUCAUUUUAUAAAUUUAACACUGUGUGCUUUUGUAUGGAAAAUAUAUACAGUUUAAUAGCUAAGAAAAGAUAUAUUCAUUUCCACUCAAGCAAAAUACAAACUUUGCUUUACAAAAUUUGUUAUUUCUCAGUGAUUUAAAAAUGCAUGUAUUGCAUGUAAAGGAAAACCAUUGCAAUUAAUGUUUAUCAUACCUUUCUCUUCGUCUUUGUAAGCAGUUGACUUGGGUUUUGUGAGGAGAUUUUUGUUUUUAUUAUUUUAAAUCACAGUAGACUUCUGUGUAUCCUAGUUUCAAUAGACUGAAACUGAUAUUGUUGACAGGGAUUUUCAAGAAAUGGAUCUUUCCUCUGGCUGAGCCUUCCAUGUCUGGAGGGGUUUCUGCAGGGACAAGGUGUGCAUACUCUUUUGGAACCCAUUCAGAUACAGAAACGUGAGGAUUUGUUGAAGGUCAUUGAAUUGCUAUAUUUUUGCUAGAUGUGUAAAACUCAAUAAAUUAUUAAUCAUUCUCUUUUUGCUGUAUACAGUUGUUAAUAUCAUUCUUUUGUGUGGCAUUGACAGUUAACAUUUAAGUGUCCCUCAUUUACUUGUGUUGUCUGUGGCGGCUUACAUAGAAUUUGCUUAGAAUUUACCUGAAAACACACACACGAUACUUCUGAACUCAUUGUCUUUUAGAGUAAUAUCACACUUUACCAGCAAUUAACUUCUUACUCCUCAAAAUGUUUCCUUCUGUCUGAAAAUAGAAGUUAUUUGUCUUAUUCGUGCUGAUAUGUGCUAAAUGUAAUGAAGUGUUUUUAAAUGUAAAAAUUUACUGUGCAAUCAUAUGUGAGCAAUAAAACCAAAUUGAACUA
Marmota monax (woodchuck) is the source of this 5243-nucleotide messenger RNA. RefSeq names its product EFR3 homolog A (gene Efr3a). The record is from RefSeq and is a predicted model, not a curated record. Gene Ontology annotation, biological process: protein localization to plasma membrane. Bases 322 to 2679 code for a protein of 785 amino acids. The transcript has 23 exons. NCBI's taxonomy places the organism in Eukaryota, Metazoa, Chordata, Mammalia, Rodentia, Sciuridae. Gene Ontology annotation, cellular component: plasma membrane.